Molecule: messenger RNA, 1863 nt
Organism: Rotaria sp. Silwood1
Lineage: Eukaryota; Metazoa; Rotifera; Eurotatoria; Philodinida; Philodinidae
Source: the annotation of a GenBank genome assembly
AUGUGUCAAUAUUCGAUUGAUGAUUAUGAUCCUCUUCAGUUAUCAUUGAAUGAAAUCAUUUAUCAAUUUUAUUCGCACCAAUAUGAACCGACUACAUUUACAUGUUACGUCCAUUUACAAUGUGAUCGUGGUCCAACUCCGUCCUGUCUUGACUGGAGUGAAAUUUGUGAUGGAAAAAUCGAUUGUAUGGAUGGAGGACGUGAUGAAGAAUACUGCUGGCAACUUGAAAUCAAUGAUUGUGAAAAUAAUGAAUAUCGAUGUAAUAAUGGACAAUGUAUACCCUAUGAAUUCUUUCGUGAUGAUUCUCUUAUUCCUGAUUGUCUUGAUAGAUCCGACGAAGUUUCAACAUUUAAUGAUAAACGUGCCGACUGCCAUAAAAGCGAACCAACAUUUGCAUGCGAAGAUGUUGUAUGUACGACGAAUCUUCAAUAUUUUAAUAGUCCUUUAACGAGCUCAUGUGUGAAACAACGUACUGUUAUUCAAAGAAUAUUCUAUCCAUCAACAACAAUUGUUAGAAAAAUCAAUUCAUCGAAUCGUUGUGAACACAUAAACGGACUGUUUAAUGAAACAAUCAUCAAAUUACAUCUUCUUCGUCGUAUCAAAUAUUAUCAUGUUCCAUGUCAACGACAUUCACCAAAGUUAUCUUGUUUUUAUGAUGAUAUUCAUCUUUGUUUAUGCAAUAAUCAUGGUUCACAUCGUGUGGCUAACUGUUUUGAAUUUGAUCAUCAUAUGAAAAGUGAUUGUCUUGGUCGCAGUGGUUGUGAAAAUGGAGCUCAGUGCUUUCAAGAUAGUUCAACUUGUGCACAAACAUCGAUUUGUGUGUGCCCAGCUUGUUUCUAUGGAGUACGAUGUCAAUUUAGUACCAGUGGCUUUGGUCUUUCACUCGAUACCAUUUUGGGUUAUCACAUUAUACCACAUCGCAGCAUCCUACAUCAGUCAUAUGCUGUACAAAUCAGUGCAGUUUUGACUGUUAUCAUGGUUAUAGUAGGACUGAUCAAUGGUGUUCUCACUUUGAUCACUUUUCAAAGUAAGAAAUUACGUGCAGUCGGUUGUGGUUCGUAUCUGAUAGGAUCAUCGAUCACUACUCUACUGACAAUGACUCUGUUUGGUAUCAAAUUUUGGAUACUUGUGAGUUCACAAAUGGCACUGACAAUCAAUCGAUUCUUCUUAUAUAUACAAUGUCUAUUGAUCGACUUUCUUCUGUGCAUUUGUCUCAGUAUGGAUCAAUGGUUAAAUGCAUGUGUGACUGCCGAGCGCGCAACAACUGCUUUAAGCAAAGUUAAAUUUGACAAGAAAAAGAGCAAGAAAGUAGCUAAAUAUGUGAUUAUUGCUCUUCUUGUUUUGACAAUAAGUACAGCUAUUCAUGAUCCUAUUCACCGACGCCUUUUUGACGAUGGGGAUGGUGAAGUCAAACGGAUAUGGUGUAUUGUGACUUACAAGUCCAGCUUUCAACUCUUCAAUUCGGUUAGUUAUCUCUUUCACUUUUCUAUUCCACUUUUCAUCAAUCUAAUCUCGGCUCUAAUCAUCUUGAGAUCAAAUGCUAGACAAAGAGCUAUCGUUCAACCUCAUCAUACUUAUCAACAGUUGUUGCGUCUACAAUUUCAACAACACAAUCGUCUGAUUAUAGCUCCGUUUGUCUUGGUCAUUCUUGCUGUUCCACGUGUGAUUCUUUCUUUUGUUUCUGGUUGUAUGAAAUCAGCUCAUGAUUCAUGGUUAUUCCUUAUCGGAUAUUUUGUUUCAUUCAUCCCACCGAUGGUCACAUUUUUAGUUUUCAUUUUACCGUCAAAAUUAUAUAAAGAAGAGUUUUGCAAGAUUGUCAAGCGUUACUGGAGGAUGAUAUAAAUGUGUUCUAUAUCUCGUUAU